AUGUGUGAAUUCACCCAGCGGGAAUACAGCUGCGGCCACUUCAAGUUCAUCGCCGCCCGCUGGUGCAACCUCUACAAACGCACCCACCGGCGCUGCCAGCCCGAUAUUGCCCAUUUUGAAUACAGAGCCGACGAGAUUUGUGGACAAUGCCGUCCACAAGAAGUGCCGGCAUGGCAGCACCUCAUCCGUAGCAACGCCCCCAUCAGCAUCACCGGCAUCACCGGCAUCAACAGCCUCGACGACUGCUGCCGCGACCUGGACCUCGUGCCCUGGCUCGGCGCCGACCGCCCGGGCUCCUGCACCCGCCGGCCGCCAACGACGUGCCGGCCAGGCAGCAUGACACCGCUCUCGCUCUCCUCUCGCUCCGGGUCCGGCAUGGGCGUGCCUGUCUCGGCGUCGUCGCCGUCGUUGCCGUCGUCGUCGGCAAGUUCGUCUACCGCAUCGUCUUCAAAGGCGUCCAAGACAACGUCCGGCACAGCAACAACCUUCGGCUCCAAUACCGUUUUAUCCGGCAAAAUUCGCCGGCAUUCGAAUCGAGCAUCGGUGACUCUGCGGCAGUAG
This is a messenger RNA of Sporothrix schenckii 1099-18, 561 nucleotides long. RefSeq lists its product as uncharacterized. NCBI's taxonomy places the organism in Eukaryota, Fungi, Ascomycota, Sordariomycetes, Ophiostomatales, Ophiostomataceae. The transcript has 2 exons. The coding region runs from base 1 to 561 and encodes 186 amino acids. The record is from RefSeq and is a predicted model, not a curated record.